GGAUAUUGGAAGGUCAUCAAUUGUACGUAUUAUGAAUAUACUGAGAAGUUUGUUCUCCCACGAUUUUGUGUUACACAAAACAUGGAAACGUUUUAUAAACCUUCAAGAAUUUCAGUGCAAAAAGUUGAUGUCCGACUAUGGGAUUAACGUACAGAGGUUUGUGCUUGUUAGAAAUCGUAAUGAAAUUGAUACAACAAGAAACGCCUUUAAAGUUAGAGAGUAUGUUAUUAAAGCACAGAUUCCAGCGGGUGGCAGGGGGAUUGGUGUUUUUCGUGAUGGCUUCAAAGGUGGGGUUCAUCUUACGGAGGACCCAGAUAAAAUGGCACUCACAGUUUCGAAGAUGCUUGGAAAUCACCUAGUAACCAAGCAAACGACAUCGUCAGGUAUUCUCGUCAGUCAAGUCAUGGUAGCAGAGGCACUCGAUAUACACCGCGAAACAUAUUUUGCUAUUUUAAUGGAUCGAACUUCGAACUCUCCAAUCAUGAUAGCGUGUAGUCAAGGUGGAAUGGAUAUUGAAGAAUUAGCAAAACAUUGUCCAUCUGCCAUUACUAAAGAACCUAUUGAUGUAACUGUUGGUGUAACUGAAGAUCAGGCAUCAAGAUUUGCUAAAGCUUUGGGGUUUACUCCACAGACAAAAUUGUAUGAAGAUACGUGUGAACAAAUUCGAAGACUGUACAAAAUGUUCACAGCCUUAGAUUGUGUUCAGGUUGAAGUUAAUCCUUUUGGUGAAACAAAGGAUGGUCAGAUUGUGUGUUUUGACGCUAAAUUAGCUUUCGACCAGAAUGCAAUAUACCGCCAAGCAGAAGUUCAUAAAAUGGCAUUGGAAGUUGAAGCUAUUGAAGUGGCCGCUGCUGGUCCAAACAGUGUAACAGCUUUGGAAGCAGAUGCUACACAUAAUGGCUUAAAUUAUAUUGGUCUAAAUGAUGGUAAUAUUGGUUGCAUUGUUAAUGGAGCUGGACUGGCUAUGGCUACAAUGGACUUGAUUCAUUAUCAUCAUGGUAAACCUGCUAACUUUCUUGAUUUGGGGGGAGGUGUUAACGUGUCUCAAGUUGAAAAAGCAAUUCACUUACUUGCCAGAGAUUCCCGCAUUAAUUGCAUCCUAGUGAAUAUAUUUGGUGGAAUCGUUAACUGUAAAAUAAUUGCCGAAGGUCUUAUAUCAGCUUUGAAGAAUGGUAUGAUCAGUAUACCAGUUGUUGUCAGGUUGCAGGGUAAUAAUGCUUUUGAAGCUCAAUCUCUACUUUCAAACAGUGGUUUAGAGCUUAUUGCUGCCAAAAGCUUGGAAGAAGCGGCGUCAAUCGCAGUUAGCAAAGCAGCGUGUACACAUCAUGAUUCGUUGAGUUAUGCUUCAGUCGCCUAAUCUUAUCAGUACAUGAAUGUCUAACAUACAACUCACCUUUUAUGACUUCAUCUGAUCAUUUAACAUUGUAUCUAUCUGAAGAUGUUAUGAUCAUAAUAUUACAAGUUACUUUAAGAAGUUAAUCAGUCUAAAGUAUUCUGAAAGACACCUAAAAUUUGAGAAUGUAUUUGGUGCCUUUCAUUACUUUUGUCCUGGCAACUGUAUAAAUCUUGUCUCCAAAAUAAAGAUCUGACAUCAUGAUAUUGAACAAGCAUUUUCAUAA
Schistosoma turkestanicum is the source of this 1619-nucleotide messenger RNA. The record is from the annotation of a GenBank genome assembly. NCBI's taxonomy places the organism in Eukaryota, Metazoa, Platyhelminthes, Trematoda, Strigeidida, Schistosomatidae.